This is a messenger RNA of Aedes aegypti (yellow fever mosquito), 2322 nucleotides long. RefSeq lists its product as uncharacterized. Lineage: Eukaryota; Metazoa; Arthropoda; Insecta; Diptera; Culicidae. The transcript has 3 exons. The record is from RefSeq and is a predicted model, not a curated record. Gene Ontology annotation, molecular function: protein dimerization activity. The coding region runs from base 574 to 1923 and encodes 449 amino acids.
UAAUAAAUUGCACGUCCAUAUUCGAAAGUUAUUCUAGAGUCAGAACUAUCGAUUUAUCUACGAAAAACACUUAUUCUACCAAUUCGUCAUACGUUACCGCUUUUUAUAUUUCCCUAAACAAAAUUCCCUAAAAAACAUGUCAAAUUAUUAGAGCAAAACAAAUAGGUGCCAAUUUGAAAACCCCUGAAUUCUUUCAAAUGACAGCAAUUCAAACCAUUAGGAUGACGAAUUAUCUGAGUUAAAAUUUGAAAUGGAGUAGCUUGCAAAAUGAAAGAAAGAAUAUAUUUUCAGAUUACAAUCAACUGUUUUAAAUACUUUGAAUUUUAAUAUAAAUCAAAAAUUAAAAAUUUUAAUAUAAUUUUAAUUAAAAAAAAUGCUCCGCGAAUCAAAAAACCUGAAAACCACUACAUGGUGCAUCAGGUACAGUUUUCCGUACCCUUCUUUUAAAUUCACGAUGAAAAUUGUGAUAAAAAUCACAAUGAUGUAAUAUCGCCGUUUUAAGAAUAAAAUGAAAUCUUUAUAUACAUGGAAAACUAAGGGUAGCUUUAGAAUUAAUGCUCAUUUUUUACAGCGAUGCUUGAAUUACGUGAACGUCAGACUGCCAAAUAUAUCAUGCAGAAAAUUGAGGAAGUUGUAAAAGAUUACGAUAUCGCUUUCGAUCAAAUUUUUACCGUGACUUGUGAUAAUGGCGCAAAUAUGUUGGCGGCCGUUAAAGAAUUGGAUAAAUAUGUGCAAUCCUUAAAAGCUGAAAACCUUAUGUCCGGCGAAGGCGAUGAAGAUGUUGAGAACGACGAUGAACAACUGUUGUCAGAUUUGAUGAUUGAACUUUCAAGUAAGGUGAGCCUAGUUAGGUGUGCUGUACACACCUUACAAUUAGCUGUUACAGACGUUAUCAAGUACACGGACAGCCGCAUACGUAGCGUAACCGCUGCUGCUAAACAUUGCCGGAAAAUUGCUUAUCAACCAUCAUUUGAUUUGAAAAAUGUCCCGCUUCCUCCGCUCUAUGCGAUCACGCGAUGGGGAGGUAUUUAUGACCUGAUUUCGAAUCUCUGCGAGCACGAGGAGUUCUACAAAGAGUUGGGCAAGCAAUUCAAAGAGCUGGAUUUGUCAGAUCAAUGGGAAUUCGUCCAUGAGUACAAGAAUGCGUUAGAACCAAUACGUAUCGCGACCGAUGCGUUACAAAACAAACAUGUGUCUUUGGGCGAUUUUUACAUUCACUGGCUUCGCUGUAUGAUGGAAGUCAAAAAACAACCAACCAAUGAACUGGCCGUAGCUCUGACAGAAUCAUUACAGACUAGGCUACAGCAGCUGAAGCAAAAUUUGGCCUUCAAAGCUUCUCUGCUGAUCGAUCCCAGGUUUAAUUAUAUCUCAUCAUCUGUACUGACUCCGGAGGAAAAAGAGGAAACCAGGAAAUUCAUCAUUGCCACAUCCGAAAGGAUCAAAUCUUUGAAUCCUGAUACGCCCCCGCAGAUGAGCGACGCUGCUGAUCAAAAUACGUCCACUUCAAACUUGGAUGAUUUUAUGACACGAUUAUUCGGAGGAACCCUGCCAUCGUCAUCACAAAACGAUCCUGUAAACACAUUCGAAAAACAAUUGAAUGCUUUGGAUUUGGAAACACAUCAAAACUACAAGUAUGACACAUGGAAGCACUGGACAGCCCGUAAGGACACGCAUCCUGAACUUUCAGCGGUCGCUCUCGUUGUUAUGACUGUGCCCUCAACUCAAGUAUCGGUUGAAAGAUCCUUCAGUGCGUUGGCAAUUGUAUUGUCGCCGGCUCGAACAAAGCUUUCUGCUCAAAAUCUGGCUAACAUCCUUUUGAUUAAAUUAAAUUCAGAACUCUUGCCCAAAAUCAUUCCAUCAAUGUAUGACUGGAAAGAUUUCAAAGGUCUGUGUGCCUUGGUGGACAAUAUUGAUAACAUGUAAUUUGUUUGCUGUUUCUCACUUCUCUAUGUGGUAUAAAAAACCAUAGUUAAUGUACUGGAAUUGAAUCAAAAGUGAUUCAACAGAAAUGAGUCCAAGAAGGACAUUAAAUGAAUAAGACGUGAUAUCAAAACUUUUUAUACUGUUGCUACAUAUGUAAAAAUAAUCAUAUCGAUAAACAAAAACUAUCACAAUCCAUUCAUAAAGGAAAAAAAGACGUAAAUAAAAAUAAAAUUAAAGAAAAAUUCCAAAAUAAUAAUUGAUUUGAUUUUUGUAAGAAAAAAGCCAAGCUCUUCUACAAUGCCGUGUGAUAUUAUGUUUAUAACUUAAGAUAGGCACGAUGAUAGGAAGUCCGAUCCUAUUCUUGGCACUUUUGAUUCACUUUGGCAGUGAGGUGUUUUU